Molecule: messenger RNA, 5495 nt
Organism: Trichechus manatus latirostris (Florida manatee)
Lineage: Eukaryota; Metazoa; Chordata; Mammalia; Sirenia; Trichechidae
Gene: INPP4B
Product: inositol polyphosphate-4-phosphatase type II B
Exons: 25
Coding region: 190-2874 (894 amino acids)
Cellular component (GO): cytoplasm
Molecular function (GO): phosphatidylinositol-3,4-bisphosphate 4-phosphatase activity
Source: RefSeq, a predicted model, not a curated record
AGCUUUGAAACCAGCAAAGCAAUAAUCAAAGAGCAGAGCUGUUUUGAGGAAUACAACGAUAAAGCAGGGCAGAAUUUCAGAGUGGGAUAUCAGGUCUUUAGUGUGAAGAUACGUCUACGCCAAACCAGGAAUCAUUGACAGUUACAUUUGGACAACAAAAUUUAGCAAGUUAAACUGUGAAGGUUGAUCAUGGAAAUCAAAGAGGAAGGAACAUCAGAAGAAGGCCAACACUUUCUUCCCACAGCCCAGGCAAAUGAUACUGGGGACUUCCAGUUCACAAGUAUUCAGAAGACUCCAGAUGAACCACAGCUGGAAUUCAUCCUUGGUGCCGUCCAGUUGGUUCCGACUCAUAGCGACCCAUGCAAGGAUCUUGUGGCUCCUGUCCGUGAUCGGAAGCUGAAUACACUGGUGCAGAUCUCAGUAAUCCACCCUGCAGAGCAGAGUCUGACAAGAUAUUCAAGCACGGAAAUUGUGGAGGGAACAAGAGACCCACUGUUCCUGACUGGUGUCACAUUCCCAUCUGAGUACCCCAUCUAUGAAGAGACCAAAAUAAAACUAACAGUCUAUGAUGUCAAGGAUAAGUCCCAUGACACUGUCCGAACCAGUGUCCUACCUGAGCAUAAGGAUCCCCCACCUGAGGUUGGGCGAAGCUUCCUGGGCUAUGCCAGCUUUAAAGUUGGGGAACUGCUAAAGUCAAAGGAGAAACUGCUGGCCUUGAGCUUGAGAACUUCAGAUGGUGGCAAAGUUGUUGGCAUCAUAGAAGUCAGUGUCGUGAAGAUGGGGGAGAUAGAGGAUGGGGGAGCUGAUCACAUCACGACAGAAGUGCAGGGACAAAAGUGUGCACUGGUAUGUGAAUGUACAGCCCCAGAAAGUGUGAGCGGAAAAGAUAACUUACCUUUUUUGAAUGCAGUGUUAAAGAACCCAGUGUGUAAAUUAUACAGAUUUCCCACAUCUGAUAAUAAGUGGAUGCGAAUCCGGGAGCAGAUGUCAGAGAGCAUACUUUCUUUUCAUAUUCCUAAGGAAUUGAUUUCCCUUCACAUAAAAGAAGACUUGUGUAGAAACCAGGAAAUAAAAGAACUUGGCGAGCUUUCUCCACACUGGGACAAUCUAAGGAAAAAUGUCCUUAGUCACUGUGAUCAAAUGGUCAAUAUGUACCAAGAUAUUCUGACAGAACUGAGCAAGGAAACAGGGUCUUCUUUCAAAUCAAGCAGCAGCAAAGGAGAGAAAACAUUAGAAUUUGUUCCAGUAAAUCUACAUCUACAAAGAAUGCAUGUGCAUAGCCCUCACUUGAAAGAUGCUCUCUAUGAUGUCAUCACUGUGGGAGCCCCAGCUGCCCAUUUUCAGGGAUUUAAGAAUGGUGGUCUUCGGAAACUACUCCAUAGAUUUGAAACAGAAAGACGAAAUACCGGCUACCAGUUUAUUUACUAUUCACCUGAAAACACAGCCAAAGCAAAAGAAGUUCUCAGCAACAUCAAUCAAUUACAGCCUCUUAUAGCAACCCAUGCAGACCUACUGCUUAAUUCUGCAAGCCAGCAUUCUCCAGACAGCUUGAAGAGUUCUUUAAAAAUGCUCUCAGAAAAAACAGAGCUUUUUGUACAUGCCUUCAAGGAUCAACUGGUCAGGAGUGCACUUUUAGCACUCUACACUGCCAGGCCAGGUGGCGUCCUUAAGAAACCACCCUCUCCUAAGAGCAACACGGAGGAGAGCAGUCCCCAGGGCCAACUCCCACCCAUGAGAAGGCAGGACUCCAUACCACACCAUUCAGACUACGAUGAGGAAGAGUGGGAUAGGGUGUGGGCCAGUGUGGGGAAGAGCCUGAACUGCAUUAUUGCCAUGGUGGAUAGACUGAUUGAAGGAGAUGUUGGCAGUGAAGGCAGCGGCGGCCACAGCAAAGACGGAGAAAAGGACCCUUUGCCAGCAGACUCCAUCACAUGUCACCCAAGGGAGGACUGGUAUGAACAGUUGUAUCCCCUCAUCCUUACCCUGAAAGACUGCAUGGGAGAAGUGGUGAACCGAGCGAAGCAGUCACUGACGUUUGUGCUCCUUCAGGAACUUGCAUACAGCUUGCCUCAGUGUUUGAUGCUGACCUUAAGAAGAGACAUCGUCUUCAGUCAAGCACUUGCUGGAUUGGUCUGUGGCUUUAUCAUCAAAUUACAUACAAGUUUGCGUGACCCUGCCUUCUUAGAGCAGCUUCAGACAGUCGGCUUGAUAGUACAAUAUGAAGGACUGCUAAGUACAUACAGUGAUGAAAUUGGAAUGCUAGAGGACAUGGCUGUUGGCAUUUCAGAUUUGAAGAAGGUAGCAUUUAAAAUAAUUGAAGCCAAAUCUAAUGAUGUCUUACCAGUUAUAACAGGAAGGCGUGAACACUAUGUGGUAGAGGUCAAACUUCCGGCUAGAAUGUUUGAGUCGCUGCCUCUACAGAUUAAAGAAGGACAGUUGCUUCACGUAUAUCCAGUACUUUUUAAUGUUGGAAUCAACGAACAGCAGACUCUGGCUGAGAGGUUUGGAGAUGUCUCUUUGCAAGAAAGUAUUAAUCAGGAAAAUUUUGAACUUCUGAAAGAAUAUUACAAGAUGUUUAUGGAAAAGAUGCCUCCUGAUUACAUUUCACAUUUUCAAGAACAAAAUGAUUUAAAAGGACUGCUAGAAAAUCUCCAUCAAAAUAUCCAAGCCAAAAAAAGAAAGAAUGUAGAAAUCAUGUGGCUGGCUGCAACGAUUUGUCGCAAACUAAAUGGUAUUCGUUUCACCUGCUGUAAAAGUGCCAAAGACAGGACAUCGAUGUCGGUGACACUUGAACAGUGCUCAAUCCUGCGAGAUGAGCACCAGCUGCACAAGGACUUCUUCAUCCGAGCACUGGAUUGUAUGAGAAGUAAUUAAAUCUGAAGUAUAAGCCGUAAUGGGAAGGAAAAAGUGCCUCAUUUACAAUGUCUGUCAGCAAGGACGUAUGUUAAUUAAAAAGCUAAGCAACAUUGUCUCUUUGCCACAAAGACUGACCCAGAAGCACACCUUGAAGUAUGGGAUAGGCCUCCUGAUGCCAGAAAGGAAUGUCAUGUGACAUACAGAGGGGUUGCUUCCUAUCUGGCGUGUCGUUAGCUUUUCCUUUUCAUUCCUGUAGUCUUUCAAUGGAGACGGUCCAUGCUUGCCUGCGUUCAUUCUAUGCCUGUAUGUGUUUCCCACUAAUGAGAGGUUUCUGAAGUUCUCUAUUUUACCCCAUUUCACAUCUCUUGGAAUUUUCAUUGUUCAAUGGAGUUCCAUCCUAAUUUUUGAUAAAUGUAUGACGAUAUCUCAGAUGUCUGACAUGAACAUCUCAGCCAAAUAAACCACAUUUGGUUGAUAGAAAAAACUUCUUUCAAAAUAAUCUCUCAGCACUAACAGAGGGAAAAUUUAGCAUCUGAGUAUGAAAUCUUCAAAUGUCCAUAAAAAAAAUACAAAUGUCACAAUCGAUGGAACAAAGGUGCUUAGUAAGGAGAGCAGGGGCACAUGAUGUUAUAGGCCAGACAGACCAGAGGACUAAAACUAAUGAAUUAAGAUAAAAUAGCUGGAAUGUGAAAUCACCACUUGUUUGUUUAAGCUGGAGCCCUGGUAGCGCAGUGAUUAAGAGCUGGGCUGCUAACCAAAAGGUUUGAAUCUACCAGCGGCUCCUUAGAAACCCCAUGGGGCAGUUCUACUCUAUCCUAUAGGGACAUUAUGAGUCGGAAUCCACUUGGCAGCAACAGGCUUGUUUUUUGUCUUUUUUUGGUUUAUUUAAGGUAGAAGUAAGGGAGGACCCUUACUUAGAAAGAUAAUUCCUACAAACUGGUAAAUAAAGGGAGCCCUAGUGGACCAGAUGUAAAGAGCUCGGCUGCUAACCAAAAGUUUGCAGUUUGAAUCCGUCAGCCACUCCUUAGAAACCCUAUGGGACAGUCCUUCUCUGUUCUAUAAGGUCACUAUGAAUUGGAAUCAACUCGACAGCAAUGGGUCAAUGGUAAAUAAAGAGUAUAUCUGUCAUAAACAUGUUAACCUGUAAAACCACAUAUUUUGGCAUUGCAUAAAGGUUAUUCAGAACUGACAUUAUUUUAAGCAACAUAUUUGCUCAUGACAAUGCAUAUCAGAGUUUUAUUUUUUAAUUGUUAAAGUAAAGUGCUAGAAUUUGCUCUAAAACACUGAAAAUCUUAAUUUCCAUAUCUUCAUGACUCUGGUGAUAUAUAUUUUUUUUAAUAAAUUUCAAAUCUUUCAUUUAUCCUUUGGGCUUAUAUAUAUGUGUGUGCUAUGUAAGAAUGUGAGAGUUUGUGUGUGUAUGUGUAUAUGAGUUUAAGGAAAAUAAAAUGUGUUCUUUUAUUUAAUUACUCACUUCUUUCCCUCUUUGGAUAUUCCAUCUUGCAACACAAGCCCACAGGUUUAUAAGCACAGGCAACAUGGCACAGUGAGUAAGAGCAUGGACUUGGGAGCCAGCUGAUCUGAGUUUGAAUCUAGGUUAUACGCCACUUACUAGCUGUAAGUUAAUAUCUUACUAUCUCUUAGUGCUUUAGAGACAAGUUAGUUAACCUCUUAACUGGUGCCUCAGUUUCCUCAUCUGUAAAACAGAAAUGAUAAUAAUUAGCAAUCACUUCUUAGGAGUGUCUUGAGGAUUAAAUGAAUUAAUAAGUAUAAAGAACAAUGGUUGGCACACAAUUAUCACUGUAGAAGGAGUUCUUGGGUGGUGCAAAUAGUUAACACUGUUGGCUGCUAACAAAAAUGUUGGAGGUUUAAGUUCACCCAGACACAACUUGGAAGCAAAGCUUGGCAAUCUACUUCUCAAAACGCAACCAUUGAAAACCCUGUGGAGCACAAGUCUCUUCUGACACACAUGGUAUCGCCCUGAGUCAGGAUCGACUCAAUGGCAACUAGUUGUUUAAUCACUGUAUAAUGUUUGUUAAAUUAAUAAAAAGUAAAUAUUGAGGGCUAUGAUGUUAACAUACUGAUCUUUCAACUACAGUAAAAUCUAGCUAAUUAUAAUAUCUGUAAUUUUAUGUUUGUGACUAUAUUAUGACAUGAGGUUUGACUCUAAUGCCAUAUAUUAAAAUAAUGUCUCCUGGCAACUCUUGUAAAUAAAGCUUCAAAUGCAAUGUUUUACCUGUUAAAGAAAAUAAGCUCUUUAAAUACUGCUUUACAAAUGUGCAUGUGUUUACAAGUACUGUGCUAAUUAUGGAUGGAUUUCACGUGUUCAUUAAAGUAAGCCAGGAUAGGUUUCUUAAAAACAUUUUUUAGAUGUUAAUGUGUAUAUUGUAUACACUCACAAAUGUCAUAGAAUUUGAGAUCAAGAAGUCACCUUAGAGAUUUAAUUAAAUCCUCUUCAUCUUAUAAGUAAUAAAAUUGAGCUCUAGAGAAUGUUUUGGCAAAGAUUACUCAGCUAGAGAGUAUUGGAGACAAUACUAGAAUAUAGGUCUCCUAGUUAUGCUUCAGGAGCCCUGAUGGGACAGUGGUUAAGAGCUACAGCUGUUAAAAGGUCAGCAGUUCGAAUCCACCAGCCGCACCUGGGA